AUGUCAUUAGCUAUCUCAAAAAUGACCGAUUCAAUCAAUUACAAGAAAUCAUCAAAUCUGACUACUUUUGGAAAUGAUAGCUCUGAAAUUGAAAAUACAGAUGAAAUAAUUGCAUUUUACGAUUCUCGACAUGUCUCGAAUCAUAUGGAUGAUGUAUUGAAUACUAUAUUAAUUGCUAUUAGUGCUGUUGCUAUUAUGACAGCAUUUGGCAUUGGUAUCGCAAUGGCAUCAGCACUUUAUCGUCGUCGAAGGAAACUUUGCGUUUCAUCAAAACUAUAUCGUCAUGCGAAAAGUUCAUUUUUUGCAACAGAAACAGAAACUCAUACCUGGGACAGUUUAUCAUUUAGUUGUUCUGCUACUGAUUUUCCAGCAUCAAAAAUGCAAUUUCACUCAUUGGAAUCACUAUCCGAUGACUCAUAUAUAAACAGUCUUGAUGAAGCAAUCAGUUAUAAAGCAUCAAUUGUACACAAGAAAUCACUAAAGAAUGCGUCACCAAAUUCAACCACUAACAAAACCGUUUCAGAACUUUCUGUUAAUGUUAACAACCAAUGA
Messenger RNA from Brugia malayi, 552 nucleotides. RefSeq lists its product as uncharacterized. Lineage: Eukaryota; Metazoa; Nematoda; Chromadorea; Rhabditida; Onchocercidae. Gene Ontology annotation, cellular component: membrane. The transcript has 4 exons. Gene Ontology annotation, biological process: transmembrane transport. Bases 1 to 552 code for a protein of 183 amino acids. The record is from RefSeq and is a predicted model, not a curated record.